GCUGACUUGGAGCCCGCAGUUCGUGACCUCAUUCGAGAGUACCACGGCGUUUUCCCAUCGUCGUUCUCGUACGCCGRCAUCCCACCGAUGCGUGACGUCGAGCACUCCAUUCAGCUCGUGCCUGAMUAUCGUGUUCACCACCAGGCACCCUACAGACUCUCGAUCCCCGAGGCCACCGAACUCAAGCGUCAGCUUGAGGAGCUCCUGAGACUGGGUGAUUGUCCGAUAGCCUUCUACUCCCGUCAACUCCUGCCCGCCGAGAUAAACUACACCGCUGAUGAACGUGAGGUUCUCACAGUAGUUUAUGCCGCUCGGCAGUGGCGUCACUACCUGCACGGGGCACCAUUCACGGUGCGCACGGACAACUCUGUUGUCCAGGCUUUUCUGACAAAGCCGAAGCUCACUCCUCGACAGGCUCGCUGGUGGCGCGACCUAUCUGAGUUUAGUUUCACCACUGAGCACAUCAAGGGUGAAACUAAUCUGGUCGCAGACGCCCUAUCCCGGCGCCCUGACCAUGACCAGGAGCACAUCCAACUCUCUUCCAUCUCGGUCAGCACUGUCCACCACUCGGUGAUCGACGGGUUUCGCACUCAGUACCGCCACUGCCCCGACUAUCGCGACAUCCACGCGACCCUUCGGAGUGGCAAGACCGUCCCGAACUACUCUCUCGGGGACAACGGUCUUGUGUACUGGCACGGUUCACAGGGCACCAGAGAGCCCCGUAUUUGUGUUCCCUCCACUGGACAGCUACGUGUCCGAGCAGUAGCAGAGUUCCAUGACCAGGCAGCUGUUGGUCAUAUGGGCUUCCACAAGACGUUGGCUCGUGUGAGCCGCCUGUACGUCUGGCCGAAGCGCAAGGACUUUGUGAAGGACAACGUCGCAGAGUGUCCCACCUGUCAGGACGUGAACAGUGCGAACCACCUACCUUAUGGUUUGCUCCAACCUCUUCCUAUCCCUGAGGGUCGUUGGCAGUCCAUCUCGAUGGACUUUAUCGGUCCUCUUCGACCUCCGACCCCCUGCAGUCAUGAUGCUAUCCUAGUCGUCGUCGACCGCUUCACGAAGCGUGCACGCUUUGUUCCGUGCCGCUAUGCCAUCAGUGCACGUGAGGUCGCGGACAUCGUAUUUGACCAAGUCGUGCGUGACCACGGCUUACCUCUGAGCAUCAUAUCUGACCGUGACCCGUGCUUUACGAGCCAAUUUUGGCGACGGCUCCACGAGGUGUACGGCACUCAGCUCCGCUUCUCCUCGUCUUACCAUCCUCAGACUGAUGGUCAGACCGAGAUCACGAACAGGACUCUCGGGGAUAUUCUCCGAAAGAUUGUUCGUGACGACCAGCAAUGGGAUCUCCAUCUUGCCCACGCGGAGAUAGCCUACAACCACGCCGUCUUGCCAGCCACGGGGAUGUCGCCUUACUAUUGCGACCUCGGCUAUCACCCGCGUGUUCCCGCGGACUUCCUUCGACCGUCCCAGAUGCACCCCGACACGAGUUGUCCCGCGCUGGAUGAUUGGCUUGCACACAUGACGUCGAUUAUGACGACCGCACAUGAUCACAUAGCCGCUUCCCAGACUCGCAUGGCAGCAUGUGCGAACCGAUCGAGGAUGAAUCACCCAUUCAAGGUCGGUGAUGAUGUGCUUAUCGACGCCCGCCACUUACAGCUCGAAGCGGACACGCUUCGCAAGUUUCGACGUCGCUUCUUUGGCCCAUGCCGCAUCCUCCAGGGCGUCGGUUCUGAUACGGCAUCUAGCCCGGCCAGCUUUCGUGUGAAGCUGCCCGACUACCUACGCUUGGUUCGUGUGCAUGAUGUCUACCACGUCUCGUUACUGCGUCCUUACUGUAGACCGUCUGAGCGUUUCGCUGGACGACCAUACGAGCGCCCUCCACCCAUCAUGGUGGACGACCAUGAGGAGUUCCUCGUUUCAGACAUCAUUGGUCGCUGAGUCACCGACGACAACCCUCCCCACGUCGA
Messenger RNA from Chara braunii, 1967 nucleotides. The record is from the annotation of a GenBank genome assembly. NCBI's taxonomy places the organism in Eukaryota, Viridiplantae, Streptophyta, Charophyceae, Charales, Characeae.